Teleopsis dalmanni is the source of this 735-nucleotide messenger RNA. RefSeq lists its product as uncharacterized. The record is from RefSeq and is a predicted model, not a curated record. The coding region runs from base 82 to 621 and encodes 179 amino acids. The transcript has 3 exons. NCBI's taxonomy places the organism in Eukaryota, Metazoa, Arthropoda, Insecta, Diptera, Diopsidae.
UGAACAUACUCCAAAAAGACGUUUAAACGCGCUGGCGGCUUUUUUGCUAUUGAAAAAUUAUUAAAAAUUUGCUUAAUUAAAAUGGAAAAAAGUGAAUUUGAAUUAUUGGAGUUUAAUUUUACUGCCGAACAAAUUACAUUAGAACGUGAACAUUUUAUAAGCAAUUUUCUUGGUAAAAAGUUGGAUUCAAUGAUACAAAAACUUGCAACUUCGGAUGAAAUAUUAGAAUUAUUAAAAGAGAAAAAACAGGAAGUACAAAAAAGUAUUAUGGCUGCAUUUGAAGCAGACAUCCAAGCAGCUGCACAAUUGGACCAAAAAAAUUUUUCGAUUCCCGAUCAUGUCUUGAUAUGCGUCGAAGACGAACAUAUAAAAAAGUAUUCAAAAGAUGCUGUACACCAAACGGAUAAAAAGAUUGAAGAACUAAAAAACACUUAUUUAGAGAAUGCUAUGAUGAUUGAAUCAUUUAAAACUGAAUAUAGCCAAUAUGAGGCCAUUGAAGCCUUUGUAAAUGAUGAGUUGAAUAUUCAAAAAGAAGUACAAGACAGUUUUGCAACAGUUAAUUUGGAAUUGGGUGAAAUUGAACAGUUAUCAAAGCAAAUUGAUAAAUUUAUCCAACCUUAAAUCUAAUAAUUCUAACUACACAAAUAUAUCACUUAAAUAUGCGGUGAACAAAAUGUGAUCAACAUAUCAUUGUUUUUAAUUAAAAAUGAAUUCAUUUCUGUCAACAAAAAUAUA